This is a messenger RNA of Vidua chalybeata, 2455 nucleotides long. It is a transcript of the gene CARD8, whose product is annotated as caspase recruitment domain family member 8. The record is from RefSeq and is a predicted model, not a curated record. Gene Ontology annotation, biological process: mRNA export from nucleus; regulation of DNA-templated transcription elongation; signal transduction. Lineage: Eukaryota; Metazoa; Chordata; Aves; Passeriformes; Viduidae. Bases 42 to 1535 code for a protein of 497 amino acids. Gene Ontology annotation, molecular function: protein binding. Gene Ontology annotation, cellular component: THO complex part of transcription export complex. The transcript has 15 exons.
GCCGCCGUUCCCGCUCGGUGCGGCCGAGCGGAGCCGCCGCGAUGUCCGGCCCGGCGCAGGAGCCCGACAGCGGGGCAGAGUCCCUCUCCUCGGAUGAAAAAGAGGUGACACCCAAUGGCAUGGAGGGAUCGGGAUCGGGAUCGGGAUCGGCCGAGGAGCACCAGGAGGGAGAAGCCAGCUCCGAGGAGAGCUCCAGCAGCAGCUCAGAAGAGGAGUCAGACGAAGAACAGGAGGAGAAGGAAUCCCCACCUUACUGCAAUGAGUCAGGAGGGAGCUGCUUGCCACCCUGUGAGCACUGCAGGAAUGAAAAUGACCAGAAGGAGCAGGUGACCCCCAGGAGACUUGCUGGAGGACAAUUUAUGGUGCAGCUGGAUGCAGAGGGCUCCUACCAGUGCAGCGCCACGGGGCUGAUCUUCGAGGUGACGGGGGCAGCCGGGAUCACGUAUUCCCUGCUCUCCUGGAGCAAGUACGCGCGGCUGGUGCAGAAGCCCUGGAUCGUGGGCGGGCCCCUGUUCGACGUGCGCUGCUCGGCGCCCGCCGCGCUGCUCUCCAUCCACUUCCCACACUGCCUCUGCCUGGGCGAUCACGAGGCUGGCGUGGCCUUCAAGGUGCUGCACAUCAAGGGCGGCGGCGCGGCCAUCGAGCCCUCGGCCGAGUUCUCGGCGUCGCACGUCAAGUGGGUGGUGAGCUCCCUGUCCCCCGUGGGGCCCCUGAUCCACAGCCACCAGCCCCUGCAGUACCACGGGGCUGUCAUCCUCUACAAGGCCAUCGACGAGCACCCCUCCCUGUCCUUCUGGGUCUACCUGGCCACCAACAACGACUCCUUCAUCAAGGAUAUCUCAAAGACUGUAAAACACUCGAAAAGGAAAUUUGUUCAAAUUGAAAAGCCCCCUGUGUGCCAAAAAUUGCUGCAGGAAGGAAAGAAGUACAGGCUGAUCUGUGAGCCAGAAGCUGAAAUAACUCCUGAGGAGAUUGAAUUUGUUGACGGGUCACUGUUGAAGCUGAAGAGUUACUUUGAGGUGUAUUUGGAGAAGCCUGAUGACUUCACCUUGUCCCUGGUGGAGCAGGACUCGGAUGAGACCGUCUGGAAAGCCAGGCUGAGAGAGAGGGAUUGGAUCCAUUAUGACCUGAACAAGAACGAGCAGAAGAGGAGCACAGGCAGUGUGAAGAAGAGGAAGCCAGCCCUCGACAUCCUGGAGGAAGAGGGGCUCCACAGCAAAAAGCACAAAACUGGCAGCGCUGCAGAUGGAAUGGGAGCAAAAAGCUUAACGGACCAACAGCUGCUGGUGAUUGCCAAGCUCCUGGACCGGAGCUGGAGGGAAAUGGCCAUCGAGUGUCUCCAGAUAGAGAUGAAGGACAUCGAUGACAUCCGGGCCAUGGAGGAGGACGUGACCAUGCAGAAGCUCCUGGUGCUGAGGAAGUGGAGAGAGAGGGAGCAGGGCCAUGGCACUGCAGAGGCUUUGCAGAGGAGCCUGGGGGAAAAAGCCACCUACGAGAUCCUGCAGGCGCUGCAAGGUUUCUUGGCUCAGAGCUGAGCCAGCUGGAAGGAGGAGGAGGAGGAGGAGGUGGGAGCUUCCCAGUCCAACCAUUCUGCUCCCCAGGGAUCCUGCUGGGACUCAGGAAUGUUCCUGGAGGGAAGUUCAGGCAGGAUCCUCCAGAGAAACGUGAAUGGAAUUUGGUGUGGACAGGAGCCACUUCCAAGACCUUCAGGAGAGGUGGAUCCUGGAAUUCAGGGAAAGCCACUCCAGGAGGACACAAACACUGGAAGAAACCACUUGAUCUUUUUCAUCUCCUGGAAAAGAUUUUUAUUUCCAUCAGGGAAGAACCAGGGAGAAGAAUUCCCCUGGAAACUUUCAUCCCCUUCCAAAAAAAACCCACUGAACUGCCAGAAUCGUGAGGUGCAUUGGAUUUCUCAUGGAUCAGGGAAGAAUAAUCCUAAACUUGUACCAAAUUCCUUUGCUUAAUCACUGUAUACAUGGAAUUAUUGUACAGAUCCUCUACAUCCAGUCCUUGUUAAGCUAAGGUUCUGCUUCCUGAAAUUCCCAAAGAUGGGAACACCACUAUGAACUCCAGGCAGCUGCAGGAAUUUCCCCAUGGAAUUUCUUCUCCCCUCUUUUCUGUGUAGCUUGUCUCCAUUUUUUACGUUGUAUAAUUCUUUUUUCUUUUUUUUGUAUGAGAAACUUUUUAUACUUCUUUUUAUUUUCUUUUUGUACGUGAUUUAUUCGAAUUUGGAUAGAAUUUAGGUGCUUAAAAUGUGAGGAGCCAAAAUCCUUGUGCUGCAGGAUUGGGAAAAAAACUGGGGAAAAUGAAAUUUGCAGAAGAGAGGAGUGACCAGAUCCAGGACUGUCUUGUUUUCAAGGCUGUGGGAUACCUGGGAUGAACUUCCUCUGUCAAUGUUUGGGAAAGGAAAACAUACUUUUGAAAAAUAAGGAUUAAACAGGAAAAAUCUCCAUGA